AUGUCCUUCGCCAUUCCGCGCAACGUCCCCGACUUCAACGACGCGCAGCGCCGCUUCGAGGAUAACGUAUGGAGCAAGUUCAGUGGCAAUGAGAAGGGGCUCCCGAUGUAUAAGGAUAAGCCGGCUUAUUAUGGGGGCCGGAGAGGGGUGAAGCGGUGGUGUAGAGGGAAGAGAGGGGUGGGCUUGGUUGUGCUGGUGGUGUUUGGGGUGUUGUAUUGGCUUGGGUGGUUGAGUGGGGGGAAGAGAGUUGGAGACGGGGUGGAGAAGAAGGAGGGCUGGGGGAGUAUAUUGGGAAGUGGUGGUGCGGGGAAGAAGGGAGUGGAUUGGGAGAAGAGGAGGGAAAGUGUGAGGGACGCUUUCUUGCUUAGUUGGAACGCGUAUGAGGAGCAUGGAUGGGGAUACGACGAAUACCACCCCGUCUCGAGAAAUGGCAGAUAUAUGGCAGAGCCGAACGGUCUAGGCUGGAUCAUCGUCGACGCGCUGGAUACCCUGAUGCUAAUGAAUCUCACGAAAGAGCUGAAGCACGCGAGGGAGUGGAUAUCGACAACAUUGAACUAUGAUAAGGAUCAGGACGUUAAUACCUUCGAGACUACGAUACGGAUGCUGGGCGGACUGCUGUCGGCGCAUUACCUGCAAGAGGCGCUUCCCGGGAUGAAACCCGAGAACGCGAAUGAGGAGGAUCUAUUCCUGGAGAAGGCUACAGACCUUGCGGACAGGUUGAUGGGAGCUUAUGAGUCGCCAUCUGGCGUACCAUGGGCGAGCGUCAUUCUCAAGACUGGGCAAGGAAAAGGAUCACACACAGAUGGAGGAGCCUCGUCCACCGCUGAAGCAACCAGUCUGCAGCUCGAGAUGAAAUACCUGGCCUACUUAACCGGUGAAGCACACUAUUGGGAGAAAGCGGAGAAAGUCAUGGAAGUGGUGGACAACAAUGGAGCGAAAGACGGCCUAGUGCCCAUCUUUAUCUACGCCGACAAGGGCACGUUCCGCGGCAAUGAGAUCCGACUCGGGAGUCGCGGCGAUUCGUACUACGAAUAUCUCAUUAAGCAGUACUAUCAAACGCAGAAGCAAGAGCCAGUUUACCUAGAGAUGUGGAACGAAGCCCUAGCGGGCGUCAAGAAGCAUCUCCUUACCUACUCAAAAGACAGCCACUUUACCGUCCUAGCAGAGAGACCGGCUGGCCUGGAUGGUUAUCUCCACCCGAAAAUGGAUCACCUUGUGUGCUUCAUGCCCGGCACAAUCGCUCUAUCCGCAACCGGCGGUCUCACUCUCGCCGAAGCCCGCAAACUACGCUCGUGGGGCAAGCAGCAAGAGGAGGACAUUCUCCUCGCCCGCGAACUCACCAAGACCUGCAUGGGCAUGUACCGCGUCACCCCGACCGGGCUCGCCCCGGAAAUUGCACACUUUGAGCUCUCGGAUCCACCCAAGAUGUACCGCCAGGAGAUCCUGGAGUCCAAGUCCGACCUGGAGGCGGCCGAGGACGCGGACUGGAAGAAAGACUACAUCGUCAAGCCCGCCGAUGCGCAUAACCUGCAGCGACCCGAGACGGUGGAGAGUCUGUUCUACAUGUGGCGCAUUACCGGCGACGAUCUGUAUAGGGAGUGGGGCUGGCAGAUGUUCGAGAGCUUUGUCGAGCACACGAUUGUAGAGAAUGGGGGAGGGUUUACCAGUGUGGGGAAUGUGAUGGUUGUUCCGCCGCCGAGUCGGGAUAAUAUGGAGAGCUUUUGGCUAGCAGAAACCCUCAAGUACUUCUACCUCCUCUUCGGACCCAACGACGUUCUCCCCCUCGACCAGAUCGUGCUUAAUACGGAAGCGCAUCCUUUCCCGGUGUUUGAUGCGAGCAAGAAGAGAUUUAAGACGGGGUGGAAGAGGGUCCCCAGGGAUCAGGAUGGGAAUCUGGUUAGGGGGAAGCCGGAGAUGAAGGAUACGCAUCCUGGAAGAUGA
Trematosphaeria pertusa is the source of this 1941-nucleotide messenger RNA. RefSeq names its product glycoside hydrolase family 47 protein. The record is from RefSeq and is a predicted model, not a curated record. NCBI's taxonomy places the organism in Eukaryota, Fungi, Ascomycota, Dothideomycetes, Pleosporales, Trematosphaeriaceae. Bases 1 to 1941 code for a protein of 646 amino acids. The transcript has 3 exons. Gene Ontology annotation, cellular component: membrane; endoplasmic reticulum. Gene Ontology annotation, molecular function: mannosyl-oligosaccharide 1,2-alpha-mannosidase activity; calcium ion binding. Gene Ontology annotation, biological process: carbohydrate metabolic process; N-glycan processing.